Messenger RNA from Eurypyga helias (sunbittern), 2094 nucleotides. RefSeq names its product dynein, axonemal, assembly factor 1 (gene DNAAF1). The record is from RefSeq and is a predicted model, not a curated record. Bases 1 to 2094 code for a protein of 697 amino acids. Gene Ontology annotation, cellular component: axoneme. The transcript has 13 exons. NCBI's taxonomy places the organism in Eukaryota, Metazoa, Chordata, Aves, Eurypygiformes, Eurypygidae. Gene Ontology annotation, molecular function: dynein complex binding; protein binding. Gene Ontology annotation, biological process: cilium assembly.
AUGCAGUCACAAAACGUAGACUUGGACAAAGAUCUUGGAGGGGAGGUUACUGCACAAGAGGUGUCAGGAGAGUCUGUGAAUGACACCAGUAGCAAAGUUACACCAACAGAAAAUGAAGCCAAUUCUGGCAACACAGUGUAUGGACUACAGGUGCAACUAAAAGGUGCAAAACAAGUAUCUGAAAAUAAGAGUAUUGAAAAUGCAACUAAUCAAAGGCAGUCGAAAGACAGCUUGAAUGAGUAUAGCACUGGAGACGCCUCCCAAAGAGUGCAAAAGGAUGUUAAAACUGAAGAGAACGCCAUCAGCUGUAUGUCCAGAGCAGAUCAGCAGAAUGAACAGAAAUCGGUAACCAGCUCACUCAAUCCAAGGACAGAAGAAAAGAGGGGCUGUGUAAGAAUGACAAAAAAGAUUCUGCAAGACAUCUGUAAACAGCAGAAAUUAUACAUGACCCCAUACUUAAAUGAUACGCUUUACUUGCAUUAUAAAGGAUUUGACCGCCUGGAGAAUCUUGAAGAGUAUACUGGAUUGAAGUGUUUAUGGCUGGAAUGCAAUGGCUUAACAAAAAUAGAGAAUUUGGAGGCUCUGACAGAGUUGCGUUGCCUUUACUUGCAACUCAAUUUAAUUAACAAGAUUGAAAACCUUGAACCCUUACAAAAGCUGGAUUCCCUCAAUAUCAGUAACAACUACGUUAAGACCAUCGAGAAUCUCUCUUGUCUCAAAGUCCUGCAGACACUGCAGAUUGCUCACAAUAAGUUACAAACAGUUGAAGACAUACAGCACUUGCAAGAAUGUCCAAGUAUUUCUGUUCUCGAUCUUUCCCACAACAAUCUAAGUGAUCCAAAUAUCAUAGCUGUUCUGGAGACCAUGCCUCAUUUGCAUGUGCUGAAUUUGAUGGGAAACCAAGUGAUAAGGAAAAUUGCUAAUUAUAGAAAAACACUGAUUGUUCGACUAAAACAACUAACAUAUCUGGAUGACAGACCAGUUUUCCCAAAGGAUAGAGCCUGUGCAGAAGCCUGGGCUGUUGGAGGGCGUGAAGCUGAGAAAGCAGAAAGGGAAAAAUGGGAAACCAGAGAGAGAAAAAAAGUCCAAGAUAGCAUCGAUGCUUUAGCAGCAAUCAGGCAAAAAGCAGAUGAAAAGAAAACUCAAAAGUAUAUGGAAGAAAGAGGUGGAAGUGGAAGUGCAACAGACAUCCUAGAAGGAGCACUUGCAAAUUCAGAUGUCAGUGGUGGGAAUUCUAAUACAUCAGAGGCUUCAAAUAUAUCAGAACAGGAAGAAACUCAAGAGAAGACUGAGAAAUUUCAAAAUAAAAGUUUUGAUGCUCGUGAUGAAGUGAUGACACUUCUACCAAAUAGGGGAAAUAACACAGAUUUCACAUCUGGAAAUAUUCCUGCUAGAAUUCAAGAGGAUGCACAAGAAUCAAACUCUUACAAAUGCUCGAACUUCAACACGGAGACAAACGGUCUACCAGGGGAGAAGGCAGCUCCCGAAAAAGCCAUGCUUCCUGAACUGGAUGAAUAUGCUGAAAUUGAACAGGGCAAACUGGAGACACCAGAGAAACUUUAUCUUGAUGAGCUGCCUGAUUUAGAAGAUAUAGAUGUAAAUGAAUUUCCCCCAGAAGAGGAGAUCUUUGCUCAAAAGGAGUAUCACCCAAAGAUUGAAAUAAUUUCUGAAAUGACAAAUGACAGCGAUUCUGCAUUAGAGGAAACCAAUAAAAGCAUGUUUGGGAAUUCAGUAGGAGAUGUACCAAUGGCAAUUUUUUCAAAUGUGUGUAAGAUACAUAAAGAGGAUGAAAAGGAGCGCCUUGUUGAAAGCUUGUUUACAGAGCCUGCUUAUUCUGAGAGAUACCUGGAGACUAAAGAUAAACAAGCAAGCCCCUCGAAACCCUUGAUACAAGAGGUUAUCACUGAACCCAGUGAUAAUCUACUGUUGUCACCAGUCUGCAGUCGAGCAGAUGGCCCAAGCCCAUGGGAAGGGGACAGUAAGACGACAGUUACUUUCCCUGGGAGGGGCAGCGAUGGAGAGGUACAGUGCCUGGCUGAGGGUGAAGGAUGUCCUCACCAACCACAAGAUGACAAGGACAGCGAGAGUGGAUGA